Molecule: messenger RNA, 1486 nt
Organism: Capsella rubella
Lineage: Eukaryota; Viridiplantae; Streptophyta; Magnoliopsida; Brassicales; Brassicaceae
Exons: 1
Coding region: 48-1226 (392 amino acids)
Source: RefSeq, a predicted model, not a curated record
UCUAACAGUAAAAAUCAAGUGAGAGAGAGAGAGAGAGAGAGAGAGCAAUGGGUUGUGUUUCUUCGAAAUUAGGCAAGAAGAAACUCAUAAGAGAGAUUAGAGUCAACAAUGGCGGCGAUCACAUUGUCUCUCUUACUUCAACUACUUAUGGUCAUCUCGAUAUCGAAGAACGAGCAGUGACUUCUCCUCCUAAGUUGCAGGAAGUCACUAAAGGAGAAGUCUUUGAAGAAUCUGAGAUCAAACCGAGGAGAUCUGUAAAGAGAGAUGAUCCGGAGAUUAUCAACACUUGGGAACUCAUGGAAGAUCUUGAAGACUCAAUGCACGUUUCUAAUCCGAACAAGAUCAGUCCCAAAUCUCGUGGCAUUUUCGGGAAAUCGUGGAAGACUCCGGUGAAAUCAAGUAUUAGUGUUGAGUCUCCGAAGAGAGGAAGUAGUAAGAGAUUUGGGGGUAAAGAGAACAGAGGAGGGAAUAACUCGAGAGGUGUGAGUCCGAAUCAGAUUCUGAAGCCGAAGAAUAUCCUCGAAACUCCCAAGAGAGGCGUGAUGCGUUUGAGUUUCCCUUUGAAAUCUGAAGAACCGUCGACGCAGAGGAGGAAGAGUUAUAGUCCAAUGUUCGAUCCAGAUCUCGUGGCUUCUUACGAGAGAGAGUUGUCUCAGGAGAAAGAGCAGAUCAAGAUGGUGAUUUCUCCGGUGGUGCACGAGAGUAGAAGAACAGAGAAAACCAGAGAAUCGGAGAGGAUCCUCGAGAAUUUCCCGGAAAAAUGUCCACCGGGAGGAGAAAACUCGGUGGUCAUCUACAUAACAACUCUUAGAGGGAUAAGGAAGACGUUUGAGGAUUGCAAUGUGGUGAGAUCGGUAUUAGAUUCGUACGAAGUCCGGUUCUCGGAGCGGGAUGUGUCAAUGCACUCGGUUUUCAAGGAAGAGAUCAGGGGAAUCAUGGGAGCGAAACAUGUGAAGAUACCGGCUGUAUUCGUGAAAGGGAGGAUGAUAGGAAGUGUUGAGGAAGUGAUGAAGUUAGAGGAGGAGGGCAAAUUAGGGAUUUUGCUCCAAGGCAUCCCCGCGGCGAGGCUAGGUGGCGGUUGCUGCCGCGGAUGCGGAGGGAUGAGAUUUGUGAUGUGUGCGGUUUGCAAUGGCAGUUGCAAGGUUAUGGAGAAAGAGAAGAAGAAUAUGGUUAAGUGUUUGGAGUGUAAUGAGAAUGGUUUGGUUCUAUGUCCAAUUUGCUCUUAAGAAUGAUAUCUUUUUUAUCUUUGGUUCAGUUUGGUCCUAAUUGGAAGAGGUUUGACUUAAUUUUGGAGGCUGACUUUGGAUUUGAAGUGUUGAUUUUGGUUUGUAAUAAUGAUUUGGCGAGAGAGAGUUUCUAAAGACAUGUUUAGUGCUCUUUGGUGUGUGUAAUGAAAUAUGUUCCUAAUGUUUGUAAACCCCUUUUUUUUUGUAGAUUCAAUUCAAUUUGUAUAAUCACUUUAAAUAUUGCUUUGUUUAGUUAUUUC